CCAGGUCCGAUGGGCGAUAUUGGGCAUUCGGGGCGACCUGGACUUACAGGACCUAAAGGUGACAUGGGCAACAAAGGACAAAAAGGUGAAAAUGGCGGACGAGAAGGGCCCAAAGGUGAUAAAGGUGAUCGUGGACAAGAUGGACGUGAUGGUAUUCCCGGUCCUCCGGGACUACCAGCAGCAGCCGGUGAAGGUGUACAAUAUAUACCAAUGCCUGGCCCACCAGGACCGCCUGGCCCUCCAGGUCAACCAGGCAUGCCCGGUUUGUCGAUAACCGGGCCGAAAGGUGAGCCUGGCAUGGAUUCGCGCAGUUUCUACGGCGAUGCGUCUUACUAUGGACGUCAGGCAAGUGGACGCUCCUCUCUCGAUGAAAUCAAAGCUUUGCGUGAACUACAAGAUUUGAGAGAUCGUCCAGACAGCACUUCCGGUCCACCCGGCCCACCUGGUCCCCCAGGACCACCCAGCCAUUCACGUCAUGACGAUGAGGAAACGCCAUACUUUUCAGCAUCCUCCUGGAAUAUGAGAAUUGUACCUGGCGCGGUGACUUUUCCGAAUAUCGACGAAAUGACAAAGAAAUCAGCCAUGAAUCCACCAGGCACAUUGGCUUACAUCACGGAAGAGGAAGCGCUGCUGGUGCGCGUCAACAAGGGUUGGCAAUAUAUUGCGCUUGGUACAUUGGUACCCAUUGCCACACCCGCCCCACCGACUACUGUCGCACCGCCAGUACGCGUCGAUAUACAAUCAUCUAAUCUGCUCAAUAACCUGCCGCCACUACUAAAUACGCCAACGUUUACAACAGCGCCAGAGUAUGAAACGUGGUAUCCACGCAUGCUGCGCGUUGCUGCGCUCAAUGAGCCGUACGUUGGUGACCUGCAAGGCAUACGAGGUGCAGAUUUCGCCUGCUAUCGGCAGGGACGCAGAGCCGGCUUACUGGGCACAUUCAAAGCCUUCCUAUCAUCCAGAGUGCAAAAUCUUGACUCAAUUGUACGUGUCGCAGACCGCGAUCUACCGGUGGUCAAUACCAGAGGCGACGUACUCUUCAACUCGUGGAAGGGCAUCUUUAAUGGUCAAGGUGGCUUCUUCUCGCAAGCGCCGCGCAUUUACAGUUUUAGCGGCAAAAAUGUCCUAACAGAUCCAUUGUG
Messenger RNA from Rhagoletis zephyria (snowberry fruit fly), 1142 nucleotides. RefSeq names its product collagen alpha-1(XV) chain-like. Gene Ontology annotation, molecular function: extracellular matrix structural constituent conferring tensile strength. The record is from RefSeq and is a predicted model, not a curated record. Lineage: Eukaryota; Metazoa; Arthropoda; Insecta; Diptera; Tephritidae. Gene Ontology annotation, biological process: extracellular matrix organization.